GUCGCGCUACAACAGACUGCAGCAAUUGCAGCCCCCAUGCAACAUGCUUACAAGGUGUUUGCACCUGCAAAAUUGGCUUCAAAGGUGAUGGGUACAACUGCACAGAAGUCAAAUAAUAGUGCAACAAAUGAACUCAAAGAGGUUCAGAGAUGGUGUAGCUUACCAUGUGGUGCAAAAUUAAGCUCAAAAGAGGAGCUUCUGCAUGGAAAUCCUGAUGUUGACGAGUGCUUAUUGCGGCCAAACGUGUGCCAUCGUCAUGCAAAAUGUCGUAACGUGAAUGGGUCGUACAUCUGCCAGUGCAAGGCCGGUUAUGCAGGCAACGGUUAUAACUGCACAACUAACUCAAAAGCUUGUAUGGAUUCAUUUGAUCGACAAUACAACGAGCAGUGCGGGACGGAAAACUGGCGUGAGCACUACUAUUUCGAUCACGAUAGCAGCCGCUGUACAUUGUUUUGGUAUGAUGGAUGCCCCGGCACUUCCAUGAACAUUUUUUCAAAUUUGGAGACCUGUGAAGCUUUGUGCGAAAUAACCAAUGUACUCAGCAGAGCAGGCCAGUUUUGUUUCGGUUCUAAUUCUGUAUCAGCACAAUCCGAUAAUAAAAAAAAGCUUUAG
This is a messenger RNA of Gongylonema pulchrum, 612 nucleotides long. The record is from the annotation of a GenBank genome assembly. NCBI's taxonomy places the organism in Eukaryota, Metazoa, Nematoda, Chromadorea, Rhabditida, Gongylonematidae.